Molecule: messenger RNA, 1434 nt
Organism: Gryllus bimaculatus (two-spotted cricket)
Lineage: Eukaryota; Metazoa; Arthropoda; Insecta; Orthoptera; Gryllidae
Source: the annotation of a GenBank genome assembly
UACAAUCAUGACAACACAUGUCACAACUUUGUUGAGGAAAUAUCUUCAGUUCUGAAGUCGUCUGUUACGGAGUGCCCCGCAUGCCACACGCGAAGUGCCUUAAGGCCCUGGACAAUGUGGUUCACUUUAUUGUUGUGCAUUUUCAUCGUUGCAAUUCUCUGUACACACUUGCAAAAGCCAAAACAAUUUCCUCCAGGUCCCCCUCGACUUCCUAUUUUAGGAAAUCUCCUCACAUUUCAGCGUCUUGUGAAAGAUACUGGUCAUUUUUAUCUCGCCGUCAGUCAACUAGCUGCGAAAUAUGGAAGAAUUGUGGGUAUUUAUUUGGGUAGCGGUCCCCCCACUGUCUUCGUAUCGGGCUAUGAAGAGGUACAGCAAGCGUUGUCAAACAGCGAUUUGGACGGUCGCCCUGACGGAUUUUUUAAUAAAUUAAGAACAAUGGGCGAGAGACGAGACUUCGGUUUUGGGAAAAGAAGCAUGGAAGUUAUAAUUCAAGAAGAAGCCCAAAUUCUUGUCAGGCACGUUGAAACUUUAGCUACAGAACAUCCAGAUGGUGUGGCACUUCAUGAAGCUCUCACUCUGCCCGUUCUCAAUAGUUUGUGGGCCAUUGUUGCUGGUGUGAGAUACGAGUUGAAUGAUGAAAUAUUUAAAAAAUACAUAAGCAUUCAAGAUGCCCAAAUUAGAAAACUGGAUGCUUCAGGCGGUCUUGAAAUUGUGAACUAUCAUAAGAUCACCCUGGAACAACAAUAUUCUCGGGAUUUGAUUGAUGUAUAUCUUCAUGAAAUUGAGUCAAAUAAUUACGACAAAACAUUUUCAGAAUCACAACUGAUAGCUGUGCUCAAAGACCUGUUUGUUGCUGGAUCAGAAACUACAAGCAAUACUCUCAGCUUUUUCUUUCUGUAUAUGUUACUCUAUCCAGAUAUUCAGACAAGAGUUCAAGCAGAGAUUACUAAUGUUGUAGGAACUGACAAACUUCCAUCUCUAGAAAAUCGAAAAGACAUGCCAUACCUGUCAGCAGUACUUCUGGAAGUGCAGAGAAUUGCCAAUAUAGGACCAAUGACAUUGCCUCAUAGAGCUUUGGCUGAUGUUGAAAUUGGUGGUUAUGUCAUUCCUAAGGAUUCUACUGUCUUGAUGAGUUUAUAUAGCAUACACAUGAAUAAAGAAUACUGGGGAGAUCCUGAAGAGUUUAGACCUGAACGGUUCCUGAAUCCAGACGGUGUAUUUACUCCCAAUCCAAGAGUAUUACCAUUCGGAUCUGGUCAUCGACGCUGCCUUGGAGACACAUUAGCUAAAAAUAGUCUCUUCUUGUUUACUACAAUUUUACUACAAACAUUCUUUAUAUCACCAUCACCUGGAAAACAGAGUCCUUCUACCAGACCAAGAAAGGGUCUAACAUUAAAACCAGAGUCAUACAAUGUUGUGCUUACAAAGAGAAAA